CACCUUCAACAUCCUUGAGGAAACUCAGUGAUCAGAGGAACCGGCCGAUAUUUCUGCAACACAGCAUUCCUGUCAUGACAGAGGAGAUGGCCCGGAAUGCCCUUCUGAGCUUUGUGAAUUCCAAGUGUUGCUAUGGCAACCGAGCAGCCAGGGAGCUGGUCAUUCAGGAUCUGAGGCAACAGAUGCUGUACAGAUAUCGACUGGAGACCUUUAGUGAAUCCAGGUUAAGUGAAUGGACAUUUCAACCUUAUACUAAUCACUCAGUAGAUGGCCCGAAAAAAGGAGCAUCUCCCAGGCCUUGGGACAUCAAAGUGCACGUCCCUCCCAUGUUUCAGGAGGAGACUAAGAAAUUUCAAGUACCUCAUUCUUCCUUAGUUAAGGAUUGCCACAAAUGCCAAGGACGAGGACGGUACAAGUGUAGUGGAUGCCAUGGAGCUGGCAUGAUGCGAUGUGCUUCCUGCAGUGGGGCCAAGCGCAAGGCUAAGCAGUCCCGACGAUGUCAGGUGUGCUCUGGUUCUGGGCGGAAGAGGUGCAGCACCUGUUCAGGUAGGGGGAACAAGACCUGUGCAACAUGUAAGGGAGAGAAAAAGUUAUUGCACUUCAUCCAGCUGGUCAUCACCUGGAAAAACAGCCUGUUUGAGUUUGUCACGGAGCACCAUAUGAACUUUCCAGAGGAGUUGUUGGUUAAAGUCAGAGGAGAAAAUAUAUUUAAGGAUGAAAAUGUUAUGGUGUAUCCUAUCGUUGACUUCCCCAAGCAGGAGAUCUCUUUAGCAUCCCAGAGAGGCAUUGCUGAGCACACUACUGCUUUGGCUGGGAGGUCUCGAGUUCUCCAGCAGCGUCAGACCAUUGAGCUGAUCCCACUCACAGAAGUCCAUUAUUGGUACCAAGGGAAGACUUACCUCUAUUACAUCUAUGGCCUGGAGAACAAGGUGUAUGCACUGGACUACCCAGAGAGAUAUUGUUGUAGCUGCACUAUCAUAUGACCACUGGUCAGGGCUCUAACUAAAGAAGGAAAAUAAGGGAUUGAGAUAUACUAUCAAGGAAGAAGAGACAAAGUUUAGGGUCCAUGUGCUCUGGUUCACUUUUUUGAAAAAUGGAACACGUGGAAGCCCUUGUAUAGUUUAUUACAAAUGGUUCCUGCAAUUGGAUA
Messenger RNA from Vombatus ursinus (common wombat), 1150 nucleotides. RefSeq names its product ssu-2 homolog (C. elegans) (gene SSUH2). The coding region runs from base 75 to 983 and encodes 302 amino acids. NCBI's taxonomy places the organism in Eukaryota, Metazoa, Chordata, Mammalia, Diprotodontia, Vombatidae. The transcript has 10 exons. Gene Ontology annotation, molecular function: heat shock protein binding. The record is from RefSeq and is a predicted model, not a curated record.